Molecule: messenger RNA, 2535 nt
Organism: Brassicogethes aeneus
Lineage: Eukaryota; Metazoa; Arthropoda; Insecta; Coleoptera; Nitidulidae
Source: the annotation of a GenBank genome assembly
UAAAAUACGAGAGGGUAAUUAAAGCAAUGUUCUCGAUAACAUUCAAGGCAAAGUUGAUGUAGCUGAGCCACAAAUCCCGGCUGUACAGCAGAUGAGAGUUGUGUUGGAAAUACAGGUAGGCUAUGAAAAACCUGGGAAGGGCCUGCAUUGUGAUUGCGAUUUGCCACACUUCCUUUUGAGGCGUAAAAUUCCCGAUCGCAGACGAUAUCGAUGGAAGAAUAUUGUAAACUUGGCAAUGCGUGAAUGUGGCACUUUCGAAAUUCAAAAGGACGGAGUAGACGAUGCAAAAAACAAACGCCAGCAACGGGAUCGCGCAAGUUGUGACAGCGAAACGCGGAAACGACAUACGCCAACAGGAUAUUUCGUACGCGCUGUACAACAGGCCGUACUUCGCCUCCAUUGCGUCCAAUUAUCACAAAUCUAAGCUAUAUCAACGAAAAAUCUGCCCUCAAUUCAUUUUAUCGAUAGGUUAACUCGCUUCUGUCAUAACUAACGCGAACUACGCGCGUUCUUCUUCUUCCAACUGUCAAAUCGCGAACAAAGGAAUGCCAACCAUGGGCGUGCUCGAUUAUUUUUACACAUUGACACUUUUUAUGUCAAAAUGUUAAAAAAUAAAAGCAAUGAUUUGUUUGAUGUGCUGGUCAUAGGCGGGGGUAUAAUCGGGACGGCGAUAUCAAGACAAAUCCUGCAAAUAUCGCCGAACCUAAAAAUAGCGAUUCUUGAGAAAGAGGACUCCGUUGGAAGCCAUCAAACAUCGCAUAACAGUGGCGUGGUACACUCGGGGAUUUAUUAUAAACCCAAAUCGUUGAAAGCCAAGUUAUGCGUAGAGGGUUCGAAAAUGAUCAUGGACUAUGCGCGCGAUAAAAAUAUAGGUUACAAUAAGUGCGGGAAAAUAUUGCUGGCGAAUUCUAGGUGCGAAAUAAGGAAUUUGGAGAGGAUUUUUAAGAGGGGUUUGGAGAAUGAUGUGGCAGGUUUAAAAAUUAUUAGAAAUAAAGAGAAAAUUAAUAAAAUCCAGCCCAAUUCAGUUGGAGUAUUUGGUUUAUGGUGCCCUGUUACAGCGAAUUUAAAUUGGGGCGAAAUAACUUGUAGUUUUUUGGAGGAUUUUAGAUCCUGUGGAGGUGAAAUUUAUUACAACUUCAAGGUCAAAAACAUAAAACAUUCAGAUGAUUUAAACCACCCUGUAGAGAUAUCCUCAAAAAAUAGCCUUCUUAAGUCAAAAUACUUGAUAUGCUGUCCAGGUCUGCAAUCAGAAAAAAUUGCAGAGCUCAUUGGCGCACCAAAUGAAGCUAGGAAUGUUUCCUUCAGAGUUCAGUACAUGCUGCUUGAAGAAAAAGCUUCACAUAAUAUUCUGACCAAUAUUUAUGAAGUACCAGAUAUUGACGACUCCUUUUUGGGCGUUCAUAUUAGCCCCAGAUCCGACGGAAGAGUUUUGUUGGGGCCAUCGGCUUUGCCAGCCUUAAAAACGGAAGGUUAUAGGUCUUAUCAAAUGAACUUGUCCUACAUAAAAAACACACUUUCCUACGCUGGGUUCCAAAAAAUGACGUUAAAAAACCUCCCGAAAUGCAUAAAUCAGGUAGCAAAAACCAUCUGUCCUGAAAUUCAAUACAAAGAAUUGCUAAAACUGAUCGACUCCAUCAAAUUUGAAGAUAUUGAAGCGGGGCCAACGGCGGUUCAGACUCAGCUUAUAGAUUCGGAUGGGAAAUUUGUGGACGACUUUGUUUUUGAGUUUUUUGAGGGGGAAGGAUUGAGGAGAAGGAUUAUUAAUUGCAGGUUUUUGCCCAGUCCUGCUGCUACUAGCAGUUUGGCCAUAGGGAGGUUGACAUUAGUUAUAUUUUUAAUUUUUUAUACAUUAGCUGGAAGGAAAUGUGAUGUUGAUCACGUAGGACCUAAGAAAUAUAUGGUUUGGCCAUGUUAUAGAAAGUAUAAAGAUGAAAUCUACAAUUUUCCCAUUAAAAAAAAUGACGUUUGGGUAGUAACACUGGGAAGAUCAGUAUGGCCUACGUUUUUUGAUCACUGUCUAGAAGCAUGGAAUAUUAGAAACCAAGAAAAUAUAUUGUUUUUAUUCUAUGAUGAUAUUGUUAAGGAUAUGAGAUCCACAAUCCUAAAAGUUUGCAAAUUCCUUGGAAAAUCAUAUACAGAUGCUGAAAUUGAUAGAUUGGUAGAACAUAUGAAAAUUGAUAAUUUCAAAAAGAAUGAAAGCGUAAACAGAGAUUAUUUUGACUUUAGACCACAAUCUGAUAGUGAUAGAAAUUUUGUAAGAAAAGGCAAAGUAGGUUCCCAUAAGGAAUUAUUUUCAAAGGAACUUAAUGAGAGGGCUAACAACUGGAUCAGGGAAAAUUACAAAAAAACUGAUAUGAGAUUUCCUACCAUGCUUGAAUAAAUUUUUAACAAUUGCUUGUAUAUUAAAAAAAUUUUACCUUGUUAUUGUAUGUAUAUGUGGAUUUAGUUUUUUGUUUGUUUUAUAAUAUGGGAUAAAUAAAUGUAAAAAUAACCUAUUGUGUUAUUAUUUUUACAAUGUCUUACGAAAAACAUGAA